GCAACUCAAGAGAGAACCAUUAACCACCACAUAAGAAUUAAGAUUCCUAAACAUAGUAAAGCAAAGACACUUAGAACCAAAGUAGUGAUAUCAUAUGGCAGGAGUGAAGUUGCUUGGUCUUUGGUAUAGCCCUUUUAGUCACAGAGUUGAGUGGGCUCUUAAGAUUAAGGGCGUGGAAUAUGAAUUUAUAAAAGAAGAUCUACAAAAUAAAAGCCCUCUACUUCUACAAUCAAACCCUGUUCACAAGAAAAUUCCAGUGCUAAUUCAUAAUGGAAAGCCCAUUUCUGAGUCUAUGGUAAUUCUUGAAUACAUUGACGAGACUUUUGAAGGCCCUUCCAUCUUGCCUAAAGACCCUUAUGACCGUGCUAUAGCUCGUUUCUGGGCUAAGUUCCUCGAGGAUAAGGUGCCACCAGUGGGAAAAACUUUCUUUCUCAAAGGAGAGGAGCAAGAGAAAGGUAAAGAGGAAGCUUAUGAGAUGCUGAAAAUUCUUGACAAUGAGCUCAAGGAUAAGAAGUUCUUUGUCGGUGACAAAAUUGGGUUGGCUGAUAUUGCUGCAAAUUUUGUGGGAAUUUGGCUGGGAGUGUUUGAAGAAGCCUCUGGAAUUGUUCUGGUUACAAGAGAAAAAUUUCCAAAUUUUUGUGCGUGGAGAGAUGAGUACAUUAACUGCAGCCAAAACAAGGAAUAUCUACCCCCUAGAGAUGAAUUGCUUGCCCAUUUCAAAGCUCGCUUUCAAGCUGCAGCCGUUCCCAAAUGAACACCUCCAGUGAAAUUUCAAGAUUUUGUGUGGCAACUUCAAAAUAAAAAUCUUCAUAUGUCUGAACUUGGGCUUUAACAAUUUCAGACCCGAAUAUCUGAAGUCUAUGAAACUCUAGACUUGCAAACUUCAAGGUACAUUUUGUGUGGCUACAAAAAUAUUUGUCGAAAGGCUAGUUUAGCAAGAUAUUCACAUGCUUUUCGUGUUACUGUUUUGUUUGGUUGAUCAGAGAUUGUAGAAUAAUUAAUAAAUAUUAUGACUUCUCUCAUCAAAUUGAUUAAGGCAAAGAAAGAAAUGUUGACUCAUAGUGUGAAAGCAUUUUAUAUUUCUAAGAAAGCAGAAAAUAUUACAAGGAAA
Molecule: messenger RNA, 1111 nt
Organism: Nicotiana tabacum (common tobacco)
Lineage: Eukaryota; Viridiplantae; Streptophyta; Magnoliopsida; Solanales; Solanaceae
Product: putative glutathione S-transferase
Biological process (GO): glutathione metabolic process
Cellular component (GO): cytoplasm
Molecular function (GO): glutathione transferase activity
Source: RefSeq, a predicted model, not a curated record